AUGGCACAUGUGCUACGCGCUGAAGGGGCGCAAACGCAAACGUCUAACGGUAUGGCAGCAAGCACUGUAGCGGGCAUGGUUAUAGGUGCUUUGGGGCUUUUCGCAUUGGUGCUCACGUAUCAGCUUCUUCCGUCUCUGCAUCGGAGGCGUCAGCCAAACAAUACCAUCCCCACUCCUUUUGUCCCUUCAGCCAGCCGUGGCACAACCAUAUUGCGCAUAAUGCGCCGUCUGAUCGCUAGAAUCGCUACCUUCCUUCAGCCAUCCAAGUCCAAAUCGGUUCCUUCGGAACCUGGCUCACAGACACAUAAGCCCCUACGCUCUUUACACCUUCCUGCAGAACAGCAGCGCAGGUGCCACGCAGCCCGUGAAAAAUUCGCUACCAAACUGCGUUUAAAUCUAUACGUUCCUCCCGUCGCGGACAUCCUCUCUUCUAGAACCCCCCGUGAUCGAGUCAAUUUCGCCCGGCUGGAUGAUAGUAUCUAUCAGGAUGCUGCAUACCAUACAGAAAAACCUGCUCCCGCUGUUAUGUCGCCAUGGUCUCCGCGCGAGCAGGACUACCCCUACUCGUCCGUGCCGAUACCAUCUCCUUGGCUCAGCAAAGGAUGGGAACGCAACUCCCCUCCCCCGUUCUCACCGCCGCCAGCAUAUGUCCCUAGUACACCUAGGCGAUACGGCUUCAUCUGGGGACAGCCUGAUCGCUCGCCGCUCACUGGUCCCGGCACACGAGACACUGUGACCGUGACAAAACAUACGAGCGAGGCCAUAGACCUAUCAGAGAUUGUGGUUUGUAACCCUGCUCCCGAGACUCCUGCAGAAGUAUCUCAAAAUGUAUUUGUGAUAUCAGACGAUGCAGACGCGCUUAGCGAUAGUUCCAGUAUUUCUAGUACGUGGUCGUGUGGCUCUGUGGUCAAUGUGCUGUAA
Molecule: messenger RNA, 921 nt
Organism: Fibroporia radiculosa
Lineage: Eukaryota; Fungi; Basidiomycota; Agaricomycetes; Polyporales; Fibroporiaceae
Exons: 2
Coding region: 1-921 (306 amino acids)
Source: RefSeq, a predicted model, not a curated record